UUCUUUCAAACACUUCGCCUCUUUCGAGUUUUUCUUUGCUUCUCUGCAACUUCCAAAAGCGAACAACGUUUAUUGAUCCAUGUGAGCUGCCGUACUUGACGGUUGGAGGAAGUAGCUUUACUCUAAAAACAGUGGCGUGUAAAACUAAACUCAAAGGCAAUUUUUUGGCCAAAUUGUGACACAUUUUUCCAAAUUACUUCGUAAACCAGGCCGCAGGACUGGAUACUUUGAAUAAGUACUCAGUCCGUCGUUUACUGUCGGGAUAAGUUGUACUUUAUUCGUUGAUUUCCACCACUUUGUGCUAACGUUUUAGCCGGCUAUCGAGUUAGCCGACACAGCUAAAUGUUGCUUCAGCUGGAUGAAAAUUCACAACACUGAGGAAAAGGAGACUCUGAAUGUGUUUUCAGACCGUUGUGAAAGUGGAAAAGUGUCCAUACAUAGAGGACAAUGCCUCGCUUGCAGUCUGGUGUUUGGAAGCAUUUCACUCUGGCUGUUAAAGAAGGUAGGGAAACCUUCAUGUGCAACUACUGCUUAAAGACUUACACCAAAAAUGCCACCAAGAUGCAGAUGCAUUUGGACAAAUGCAAGGAGUACUCCAUGGUUUCACAGCAGUCACCGGGCCCAGAUGGGAGCUCCUCUGCCUCCAUUCCUGUUCCCUCCUUCUCGUUCUUACCAUCUGCCACUCCUGGGGGACAGUUCCUCAUUGAUUCGGUGGAUCAGCGCAGCCAGGCGUACGCUGACGAGUGCCUGGCGAGAGCUGUGUAUGCCACUUCGUCACCCCUCACUCUCACAGACAAUAUUUAUUGGAAACGAUUUUUCAGUGUGCUCCGGCCUGCUUACUGCCCCCCCACCAGAGAGGUUUUGUCCUCUCAUCUCUUGGACUGUGAGUAUGACAGAGUACAAAGCCAGGUUCAUGAGGCCGUAGGAAAAGCAGACUGUGUCACCAUCAUCUGCCGCGGCUGGUCUAACAUAAAAGAAACUGGAGCUAUCAUUUAUUUAGUUGCAACGCCUGUACCCCUGUUCUACAAGCGUACUACGACAGAGGAGCAGACACUCACAAGCACUUUUAUUGCUGAGGAACUGAAAGAUGUAAUAAAUGAAGUGGGACCACAAAAAGUUGUCUCUGUUGUCACUGAUGACGCCCCAGAAAUGAUGGCAGCUUGGGCUCAAGUUGAAGAAGCCUUCCCGCACAUAACCGCCAUCGGCUGCACAUCGUGCGGCGUCCAGCAGCUCUUCGAUGACACAGUUGCAACACCAUCUAUGCAGGCUCUUUGCAGGAGAGCUGAGCAGGUGGUGAGGUAUGUUAGAGAGCGGAAAACAUUAGCAGAGACUUUUAGGUGCUGGCAGAUGACAAGGAUAAGAAACGACACUGCUAACGGGACGACCCUGACACCGCCCAUUAACUCUGAGUGGACUGGUGUGGUUAACAUGUUCAACAGCCUCCUGGAAGGUCAGAACUCUUUACAAGAGAUGGCUGUCUCACCCACACUGGAUAUGGAAGCAUCCAUCAGGGCAACAAUACAGGAUGCAGCUUUUUGGAAAGGCUUAAGCGGCAGUCGAAACCUUCUCUUCCUGAUUGGGAAUUACAUAGAUUACAUGAAAAGAGAUGAUGCUGUGCUCUCUGGUGUUGUGGACAUGUUCAGUCAGUUGAGGUACCACAUCGGAGCUUCGCUGUCUGGGUCUGUGCUGCACAGCGCUGAGCAGAAAGCCGUCGUGGCGUCGUUGGACAGGUGUCAGGAGUUUUGCGUGAAGCCAAUCCAUGCAGCAGCGUACAUGCUGGACCCAAAACACGUUGGACAGCAGACACUCUCUGGGGAGCAGAUAAAUGGCGCUUACUACGUGAUUUCCAACCUGUCCCACCAUCUAAACCUUGAUGAGGGCAAAGUUCUUGGCAGCUUUGCCAGAUUCUCAGCCAAGCAGGGAUUAUGGAAGGGUGCCGGGAUAUGGAGUUCAUGCCAGCACGUGUCCGCGUCCACCUGGUGGAAAGGGCUGUGUUCCUCUGAGCCGCUGUCCGCUGUCGCCUCUGCUAUACUCCAGAUCCCACCCACGACAGGUGGUUGCGAGCGCCUGCAGCCACGCUUUAGCAACACAAAGGUGCAAGGUCCUCUCUCGGCUGACAGGCUGCAAAAACUGGUAGCAGUGCAGGCGAAUCUGAACCUUUUAGAGCCGAGUGAUAGCGAGUACGCUCCGCUGGAGAAUGAGGAAGAGAGGAAAGUGUUGUUUCAAUCUGAGACUCAAUAGCAAGACAAAAUGAGACAUCAUACUUUUUCAGUAUGUGUUUAAAACGAUACAAUAUCAACAUUCAGUAGUAUCGAAAGUACAGAAGCUGUAAAAAAAAAAAAGGCAGAUCUACAAUCAGACUUUAAGUUCGGCAUCAUGUCAGCCUUAAAAGCUAUGAUGAGCAUGGAUUGUGAUUCUUAUUCCUUGUGAGGAAAUAAAAAAGUUAACAAAAUACAGACAGUUUAUUAGAUUAAAUGUAUAUUUCCCAUGACACUUAUGUAGUCAGUCUGAACUUACACUGUGUUCACAUUCCUCUCUUCACUCCAAGGACUGUUGAAAAAAAUGUAAAAAAGGAGUGAAUCUGAUGCCAUCAUAUGUUUUAAUCAUAUAGAAUGUAUACUCAUAUACUACUUUUUUAUUCCAUUUUCAAAUUGUGCGUCAUAACUAAUGACAAUGUGACAUAUUAAGAGACUAACAAGAAAUUGUUUACAUAGUGUAAAUAAAAUCAUUGUAUUUAUUGAAGAUAAA
Messenger RNA from Centropristis striata (black sea bass), 2748 nucleotides. RefSeq lists its product as uncharacterized. Gene Ontology annotation, molecular function: DNA binding. Lineage: Eukaryota; Metazoa; Chordata; Actinopteri; Perciformes; Serranidae. Bases 448 to 2241 code for a protein of 597 amino acids. The transcript is spliced from 2 exons. The record is from RefSeq and is a predicted model, not a curated record.